Molecule: messenger RNA, 894 nt
Organism: Protobothrops mucrosquamatus (brown spotted pit viper)
Lineage: Eukaryota; Metazoa; Chordata; Lepidosauria; Squamata; Viperidae
Gene: ASGR1
Product: asialoglycoprotein receptor 1
Exons: 8
Coding region: 1-894 (297 amino acids)
Molecular function (GO): signaling receptor activity
Source: RefSeq, a predicted model, not a curated record
AUGAUCCGAGAUUACCAGGAUCUCGCCAUGACCUUUGACCCCGAAAGCGAGGACGCACCCAGGAUAAAAGCUCCUCCAAAGCUCCCCCAAAGCCGGACGUGGGUCCGACGUGUCUUCCCUAGCCGGCGCCUGAUUCUAAUCCUGCUGGGACUCAGCUUCAUCCUCACCAUCACCAUCAUGGUCUUUGGAGUCAAAGGACAUUUUUACAACGCACAGUUGAAGGAGACCCAGGACAGCCUCAACAGUUUCAAUCAAACAAUUGGGAAGCAGUUCACGAAUCUUCAGGAUAAAGGUAUAAACCUUGCAGACUUGAGCAGAAACAAGGACUCUGUCGCAAAAGUCUCAGAGCUGGAAGGGAAAGUGAAGAAGCUGACCCAGGAGAACGACGAAGCCAUAGCCCACCUCUUCAACCAGAUGAAGGCGCUACGAAAAAGCAACCUGGCUCUCAACUGUGACUUUCAGGACUUCAAGCUCAACCGGACAGUCCGAACGGAGGCUUGCUGUCCCAAAGGCUGGAACGCAUUUCGGAAAAGCUGCUACUGGGAAAGCCGCCAGGAGAAGUCGUGGCAGGAGGCGAAAGCCGAGUGCGAAAACCACGACGCGCACCUGGUGAUCAUCACCUCCUACGAGGAGCAACAAUUUGUGGCGGUGCGUGUCAAGCCUCACUUCGUGUGGAUCGGGUUGACGGACGCCGAUGGCAGCUGGAAGUGGGUGGACGGCUCACCCUACACAGUUGUGUCACGGGACUGGUGCCCCGAUCAGCCCGACAAUUGGUAUGACCACGGACUGGGCGGUAGAGAGGAUUGUGCCCACCUCCAUAGCAACGGCUGCUGGAACGAUGCCCACUGCACCCGGGCGUACGGCUUCGUCUGCGAGAUGGAAACGGAAAUUUAA